AUGAUUCCUAUUCAGUCGCGCAUACGCGAUAUGGCUAUUGCCAAAGCCCCCAUCGUCGCUCCUGUGGCAAGCACCGACCCUGCCCAGGUUAGCUUCAGUUGGAGUGGCAGUUCUUUUGAAUGCUCGCCUCUCUCCAACCCUUCAGCACCUCCUCCUACACCUACCGACUCUCUUUACGACAUCAACCCUCGCAAAUCGUCUUUCUCCAGCGAAUAUGGUAUGGGUGCAGCAUGUGCCUUCCCGUCAUGGCCGAACCGUGCAUCACUCGCCAACUCAUGCGACCUCUUCGUCAAUAACGCCUAUCUUUCCGAUGAAGACCUGCUGUGGAUGCCCGAAAACCCGAUACCAGAGGAGGAGCCCAUGCCUCAGCCGAUCACCACUGAGCAACAACUCCAGCGCAUGCGAGCCGCCGCCGAACAAGAGGACCGCGCGCGAUUCCUGGCAAAGGUGGAUGCCCAUGCACGAGCAACUCAAGCUCUUCGACAGUCAAAGACACAUGCAGUAGCGACCGAGCGCACACCUACAGCUACACCUACAACAGUCACAUCAAAGAACAACAAGAAGCGUCGGGUCGUUGCCAACAAGCGACGCGCUCACUCAUCCACUAAGGUAUCAAGCUCUUAA
Molecule: messenger RNA, 624 nt
Organism: Penicillium odoratum
Lineage: Eukaryota; Fungi; Ascomycota; Eurotiomycetes; Eurotiales; Aspergillaceae
Exons: 1
Coding region: 1-624 (207 amino acids)
Source: RefSeq, a predicted model, not a curated record